GAUCACUCAUCUAAGAACAUAUUUUCAAAUAAAAUGAGACAUAUAGUUUGCUUGCUGGAUAUAAAUCCUGACUGUUUAGUGAAAAUAUUUUCAUUCUGCAGCGAAAAGGAUCUACAAAACCUUUGUAAAGUACAUUGGAUGCUGAGGCAAGUGAUUGAAAAUAACAUCUUUAGCAUCAAAACGCUAGACUUACUUAUGUGUGGUCGUCGCAAUAACCCGAUCAUAAUGCAACGCACCCAGUAUGCACUAUCUUUUGGCAAACGUAUGGAAAUUUCUAAGAAUUGGUUAAAUGGCUGCUAUCGUGAGCAACAAUACUUUCACCGUACUAAAAUGUUUCCAACCAAACUCUUUCUUGAUAAAGAAUGGCUGUACUUGUCCUACGCUUGUUAUAUUAGCCAACAUAAGCGUUUAAAGAAUGAAGCAGUUCAAAGGAAGUAUUUUCAUGAGAUUUCGUCAAAAAACAACAACGACAUAUCAGAUUUUACCAAGAAACAUGAGUCCAUAUUUGCUGGCAGAGUAUCAGGAGGCUGUUUUAUAUACGAAGAUGAGUGCAUGACGGAACAACAGCUGCAUUGUCCCAAAGAAUACUUGUGGUGUGUUGACUUUGAAAGAAAUUUAUAUGUUACAAGUACUGAUCACUGUUCUAAAAUAUGGAGAAGAUCAGAGGAAAUGGGAUUGCUACAUCUGGAUUUAGUAUCAAACUUGAACGGCUCAUACAAAGCUCUGCAGUUCAGUAAUGAUGGGUUUCGUCUUUACGGUGGUCUUUACGAUUCAAUUAUAGAUCGCCGUGCACUGCAUGAAAUUGAUGUGGAAAGGUAGGUCAAAGUAUAUAGACAUAUUUUU
Musca domestica (house fly) is the source of this 843-nucleotide messenger RNA. RefSeq lists its product as uncharacterized. The record is from RefSeq and is a predicted model, not a curated record. The transcript has 2 exons. Bases 34 to 819 code for a protein of 261 amino acids. Gene Ontology annotation, molecular function: protein binding. NCBI's taxonomy places the organism in Eukaryota, Metazoa, Arthropoda, Insecta, Diptera, Muscidae.